UUCAAUAGGGCGCCUACAGCUUCCCAUUCCAUAGCAGCCCAGCAACUGGGCAGCUCCAGCGAACUUGUCAUUUUAGGAAACUCCACUCUCCACCCCAUUCACCUUCCUCCGUCGCUCCAUAAUUUUCUAGCGGCAGCCUCAAGCUCUCAUUUCUCCCGCACUUUCUCAAGAUCUUGGUUUCGCGGCGCCUCAUCGUUCCCCAUUACUGCUUUCAUCACUGGUUCUUUUGGAGGCUUGCAUCUUCGUCAGAGAAUGGCCAAUAAUCCUCAAUAUUCAGGUUUACAGCCUCUCCGGCCUCCUAUUGUUAGUCCUAUGGAGCAAGCUAGAGCCUUUGUUCCACCAAUGUCUACUCAGCAGUUUCGACCUGCAGUCCCAGCACCUCAUUCGCAGCAGUUUGUUCCCUUGCCUUCUCAGCAUUUUCAGCCUCUUGGCCAAGUUGUUCCAAUGAUGAAUGUUGGCAUGCCCCCUCCUCCUCAAGCUCAACAAUCCCAAUUUUCUCAGCCAUUGGCUCACUUGCCUCCUCCUCCAAGACCUUGUGAGCCAGGUCAUGGGACAUUACCCCCACAAUCAAUUCCACUGCCAGUUGCUCAGCCAAAUAGGCAAUUUACACCUGAAUUGCAACAAGCGCAGCCUCUCAUUCAACCUGCUGCUAUUGGCAUGCCUGGUCCUGGUGGCUCUGGAACACCUUUAUCUUCAUCAUACAGUUAUGGACCACCUCAAAAUUACAAUACCACUAUGAUUCAUCCUUUACCCCAAUCACAUGCACCAAUUGUAUCUUCUGGAGGACAGCUUACCUUACCAGAAGGAAUGGGCAGUUCUGUUUCAGUCACACCUCUGAAUCACACAAGAGAACAACCUUAUGCUACCUCUUCUGUACCUUCAGCAGCCAAUGUUCAGCCUAUGCCUGCUGGAGCAGCCUCAUCAGAAUGGAUAGAACAUACAUCUGCUGAUGGUAGAAGAUACUAUUACAACAAGAAGGCGAAAAUAUCUAGCUGGGAGAAGCCUUUUGAAUUGAUGACUCCAAUAGAGAGGGCAGAUGCAUCAACCAACUGGAAGGAGUUCACAAGUCCUGAAGGAAGGAAAUAUUAUUACAACAAGGUCUCCAAGGAAUCUAAGUGGAUAAUUCCUGUGGAACUGAAGUUGGCUCGAGAGAGAGUAGAGAAGCCAUCCACUCUUGGAACAGAGAAGGAACCUAUUCCUCYGGAACUCCCAUCUGCUUCUUUCCUGGAAGCGUCAUCUAUUGCCGAUACAACAUCUACUGCCAAAGGACUAACAUCUAGUACAUUGUCAGUAGCAGCUGUUGAUGUACAAUCUGAGAAGGAUGCCUCAUCCGUUGUUAUUUCAAGUACAGAAACAAAUGGUGGGGUUCAAUCACCCGUCAAUAUAGUUCCUACUGGUUGUGCUAUUUCAGAGAAUGAAGGUACUGCUGUUGUGGAGGAUACUGCGGUAGAACCCAGGAAUAAUUUGAACCAGUCUUCUGCUCAGGAUACUGAUAGUUUGACAGAUGGUGUUCCUGCACAAGAACUUGAGGAAACUAAGAAAGAUAUAUUGGAGGAGAAAGCUGAAUUUACAUUGGAAGAGAGGGCUAUUGAUCAGGAUACUUCGGCUUAUCCAAAUAAGCAGGAAGCUAAAAAUGCAUUUAAAGCCCUCUUGGAGUCUGCUAAUGUUGGUUCUGACUGGACUUGGGAUCGGGCCAUGAGAAUUAUAAUUAAUGACAAGAGGUAUGGUGCUCUAAAAACACUUGGAGAACGGAAGCAGGUGUUCAACGAGUUCCUUGGUCAAAGGAAAAAACAGGAAGUGGAGGAGAGGCGGAUUAAACAGAAAAAAUCACGGGAAGAAUUCAGAAAGAUGUUGGAAGAGUCAACUGAGCUUUCCUCAUCCAUGAGAUGGAGCAGCAAAGCUGAGUCAAUAUUUGAAGACGAUGAACGCUUCCAAGCAGUUGAAAGAGAUAGGGACCGGCGUGAUCUUUUCGAGAGCUUCUUGGAGGAACUAAAAAAUAAGGAGCGUGCAAAAGCACAGGAGGAGCGUAAUCGAAAUAUUCUGGAAUACAGAAAAUUUUUGGAAUCUUGUGACUUUAUUAAGGCUAGUAGCCAGUGGCGAAAAGUACAAGACCGCUUGGAGGUUGAUGAAAGAUGUUCACGCCUUGAAAAAAUUGAUCGCUUGGAAAUUUUCCAGGAAUACCUACGUGAUUUAGAGAAGGAAGAGGAGGAACAGAGAAAAAUACAGAAGGAAGAACUGAGAAAAGCUGAACGCAAGAACCGUGAUGAGUUCCGCAAGAUGAUGGAAGAACACAUUGCUGUAGGGAUUCUUACACCUAAAAUUCAUUGGCGUGACUACUGCAUGAAGGUUAAAGAGUUACCUGCAUAUUUGGCGGUUGCUGCAAAUACAUCUGGUUCAACUCCAAAAGAUUUGUUUGAAGAUGUUGCUGAGGAGCUACAAAAACAAUAUCGUGAUGACAAAACUAGAAUAAAAGAUGCUGUGAAGUUGAGAAAGAUUGCAAUUUCAUUGACAUGGACACUUGACGACUUUAAAGCUGCUAUUUCGAAAGAUAUCAGCAAUUCUCCAAUAUCAGAUGCCAACUUAAAGCUAGUUUUUGAUGAUUUGAUGGAACGGGCUAGGGAGAAGGAGGAGAAGGAAGCUAAGAAGCGUAAACGUCUUGGAGAUGAAUUUUUUAAUCUUUUAUGUUCGCUUAAGGAAAUAUCUAUACAUUCAACUUGGGAAGACUGCAAACCCCUUUUUGACGGGAGCCAAGAAUACAGUUCCAUCGAGGACGAGAGUCUCUGUAAGGAAAUAUUUGAGGAGUACAUAGCACAACUGAAAGAACAUGCGAAAGAAAAUGACAAUAAGCGGAAGGAAGAAAAGGCAAGAAAGGAAAAAGAUAGAGAAGAAAGAGAGAGAAGGAAGGAGAAACACAGAAAAGGUGAAAGGGAAAAGGAGGAGCACUUCAAGAAGGAUGGAGUAGACACUGAAAAUGCUGAUGCUUCUGAUAUCCAUGAAUCAAAAGAGAACAAGAGAGAGAAAGAACGUAGUAAGAAACAGAGGAAGAGACGGUACAGUGAUGAGGAGUAUUCGGAUGACGAUGAAGCUGAUCACGAUCGGUCUAAGAAAUCCCAAUCGCAUAAAGACCGAAAGAAAUCUAGGCGGCACGCAUCUGCUCAGGAGUCAGAUGGUGAAAGCAGACAUAGACGACACAAGAGAGAUCAUCGAAAUGGUUCGUACAAGAAUUUUGAUCAUGAGGAGCUUGAAGAUGGAGAGUGUGGCGACGACGGGGCAAGUAGGUAGUUUUUUUCUCCUAUACUGACUGUUUAGYGGGAUUCUUGUUAACCUAAAAUUAAAAUAUUUGAUGAUGUUCAAAUCAUUUAUUCGCUUUGUGCAUAUACAGAUUAAUUUAUUGUUAAUAAGCUGUCUCUGUUGGUCAUAGACUUUUAUUCCUGAGUUCUCUUUUUAAAGAUAGUAGACACUUUGUAUUGAACUCAAAAGUUGGGACUAGAACAGGAUGUUAGAAUUACGAUGAACAAAAGAGGACAAUUGCUUCCCUCCUUCCUUCUCGGCUCUAUCCGCGGGAUGUCCCCCCAGAAUUUGCAUUGUUCAGUACCACUACCCUCUCAACCUUGGAUUUAUUUUCUUCCUCCAUGUAACUUGUAGGUUCUACAAACUCCUUAGAAUCUCACUUGUCCAGUAAAAAAGCUGGAGGUGGAAGUCAAACAAAAAAUUUUCAUGACAGAAGAAAAAAUAAGGCAAAUUAGUGGCUGUGCAUUUUAAGUUAGGUAGGAGCAGUUGAAUUAAGUUUGAUAUUUUAGAAAUAUCAGCCACAAAAUCUUGUGUGGUAUAUACAGUGUAGAAAUCCAACUGUAUUUGCAACUAUGAGAAAUGAAAAGAGGAGCCCGUGAAGAGUAAGGAAAGGGCUGAGUUUUGCAUAUUGAUAAGAGGCAAAUAUCAGAAGAGAGUUGACCACAUAUUCUCCUUUCA
Momordica charantia (bitter melon) is the source of this 3969-nucleotide messenger RNA. RefSeq names its product pre-mRNA-processing protein 40A. NCBI's taxonomy places the organism in Eukaryota, Viridiplantae, Streptophyta, Magnoliopsida, Cucurbitales, Cucurbitaceae. Gene Ontology annotation, biological process: mRNA cis splicing, via spliceosome. Gene Ontology annotation, molecular function: protein binding; RNA binding. Gene Ontology annotation, cellular component: U2-type prespliceosome; U1 snRNP. The record is from RefSeq and is a predicted model, not a curated record.